AUGUCGACGGCCACCCGGACACCAUCGCCGUCCUCGCUGUCAGCGUGCGGACCGUCGUCAUCCUCCAGUCACCCCAAUGCCAACCAAUCCUCACCCAAAUCGAAGACAUCGGUGACGUCGUCGACGAAAAGUGAUUCGGACCCUCCGGUGCCACCACCCGAACACAAACCAUCCUCUUCUUUCUCAAUUGGGCGCAUCUUUUUUAGGAACAGCAGUAGCAGUACGAAAAGAGACUCUGUCGACUCGGGCAAAGAUGACGAAACGGGACGAUCACCUGCCACAAGUAGACCUGGCUCGCCGAAUCCAGGAGGAGACAAAUCACCACAAAUGUCUACUACAAGACGAUUGGCUGGGUUCGCUAGCAGAUCGAUUCGAAAAAGUCAAUGGCGUCUCUUUAAACAUCGCACAUUCUUCGGCUCCCAGAGGAGUAGUAUGAAGAAAAAUCAAUUACAACUACCCCGCCUAACUCUUCGACACCCAUCAAUCGAUAGUUCUGCGAUGCCUUUACAGUUGGAUGUGGAGGAGAAUCCGAUUGGAGAAGCUGAUGAGUUCUUGCAGAUAAGGAGGAGUACGCAGAGGAGAUGGACUGACUCCGAUACCACGGAGGUGAGAACUCAAAAAAAAAAGUUGGCUCAAAAUUCGGUAAGUGAUUGCUCUGUGGGACCCGAACACGUGACCGAACGCGCAUGGGUACAAAACCGCAACCGGCUGAGCUACACGGCCGAGAACGCAGCCGCCCACUCGGGGCUGUGA
Molecule: messenger RNA, 753 nt
Organism: Caenorhabditis remanei
Lineage: Eukaryota; Metazoa; Nematoda; Chromadorea; Rhabditida; Rhabditidae
Exons: 5
Coding region: 1-753 (250 amino acids)
Source: RefSeq, a predicted model, not a curated record